Closterium sp. NIES-65 is the source of this 1089-nucleotide messenger RNA. NCBI's taxonomy places the organism in Eukaryota, Viridiplantae, Streptophyta, Zygnematophyceae, Desmidiales, Closteriaceae. The record is from the annotation of a GenBank genome assembly.
AUGGGGAGUGGAGGUACGAGCGUGGUCGCCCAGCUCAAGAAGAACGGGGCCAAGGUGAUAAGGGACGCACAGCAAGGGCGAUGGAAUCAGGAGUGCGGAGGGGGGCCCUGCCGACCAGGUUGCCGCUCAAGAGGCUGGACCAACAGCCCCGCCAUUGGUCGCCGAGAAGCCGGCCAGUCUAGCGACCGCACCAACGGCGAUAGAUGGCGGCGCCAAAACCAUCAAGGGACCGUCCGUCGGAGUGGCGGGGACCACGUCGAUCCCCCGCAAACCCCUGCGGCUAGCAGCGCGCCGGUCGCCCCGUCAGCCGCCAACAACGAUGGGCCGUCCCUUGCGGCUACUCCAGCACCAGCAGGCACGUCUGCCGCCAAGGUUGACGCGGUGGAUGCUGCGGCUAACCGCGCUGGUCCGUCCGCCCCAAAGGCGAACGCGCUCAGGGAGAUGCUCAGCCGCAUGGAGACCCAUCGACAGGACGUGCAGCAGCCUCCCGUGGUCGGAGAAGGAGGAGGAGGAGGAGGAGAAAAGGAGAAGGAGGAGGAGGAGAAGGAGAAGGAGGAGGAGGAGGAGAAGGUGGAGGCGGAGGUGGGGGAGGAGGAGAAGGAGAAGGAGAAGGAGGAGGAGAAGGAGGAGAAGGAGGAGGAAGAAGAAGAGCUGGAGGAGGAGGAGGCGGCGACGGAGGAGGAGAAGGUGAAGGUGAAAGAACGGAAGGGUCAUGGCAUCCGCCACGACACCACGGGCGACAAGCAAGGGUGGGUGGGCGAGAUUAAGGUGGUCGGGAACGAGAGCAGAUACAUCGGCAAGUCCCGCGACAAGAUGGAGCUGACGUACCUUCACUCGAUUGUGUACCUCCUGUACGACGGUUACGUCAGCAAGAUCCUCAUGGCCGAGCUCACCGGCUUGGAGGAAACAGUGAUGAAGCAGUGGAGGGCGGUGUGGAAGGAAGUCCGGUUCUUGCCGACUGGGAUGUGGACGGUGAUAUGGGGGCACGGGGCGCGUUCCUCCCAAAGACACGGUAAGUCGGAUAAACGUCGGCCAAGCUAUGAUGUCGACGUCGGCGUUCCUAACGGCCAGUUUCGUGUGAUUGCGUGA